This is a messenger RNA of Geosmithia morbida, 1596 nucleotides long. Its product is annotated as putative arabinose efflux permease, MFS family. Gene Ontology annotation, molecular function: transmembrane transporter activity. Gene Ontology annotation, biological process: transmembrane transport. Bases 1 to 1596 code for a protein of 531 amino acids. Gene Ontology annotation, cellular component: membrane. The record is from RefSeq and is a predicted model, not a curated record. The transcript is spliced from 2 exons. NCBI's taxonomy places the organism in Eukaryota, Fungi, Ascomycota, Sordariomycetes, Hypocreales, Bionectriaceae.
AUGAAAAGCUCACCAGAUCUGGAGGAGGUAGCCUCACAAACACUCGAGGAGAACGUCGACCCGGGCCUGAUAAAACGAGUCAACAUCGGCAAAGGUGCUGACAGAGCUGCUGAGCUCAUUGGCGAUCAGCACGUUGAUGUUACAGAAGAAGAUGAUAGACGAAUCCGGCAUAAGACGGAUCUUCACAUCCUGACCAUUCUUACCUGGGUAUAUUUUCUCCAAAUUCUCGACAAAUCUACACUCGGCUAUGGGGCUAUCACGGGGAUGCGGGAGGACUGCAACCUGUCCAGCGCCCAGUAUUCGCUGGUCAGCUCAAUUGCACCCAUUGCCCAGCUUGCAUGGCAACCCUUCUCGUCCUGGCUUAUUGUCAGGGUGCCCCACCGCAUUCUCAUGCCGACCCUGUGCCUCGGUUGGGGCAUCGCGCAGACGUGCAUGGCUGCCUGUUCUGGCUAUGGAAGUCUCCUGGCCACACGGUUCCUGCUCGGUUUAUUCGAGGCCGGCUGCCUGCCCCUGUUCUCCGUCAUCACGUCGCAGUGGUACCGUCGCGCUGAGCAGCCCGUGCGCGUUGCCUGCUGGUACAGUACCAAUGGGGUGGCCACCAUCUUUGCCGCCGCUGUGUCUUACGGUCUCACCAAGGUCGAACACCCGGUGCUUCAGUCGUGGCGCAUCCUAUUCCUAUUUGUAGGCCUUCUUACCAUCGUCACGGCACCUAUAGUCUACUGGUUCCUUGAUAGCGAUGUGGCUGGGGCCCGCUUCCUGAACGACUUUGAGCGUCUCCAGGCUAUUGAGCGGCUGCGUGCUAAUCAGACGGGAACGGGAAGUCGCGAAUUCAAGUGGAAUCACGUACAAGAGGCGCUCCUGGAGACCAAGGCUUGGUUAUUCAUGGGAAUAGCCCUCACACUCAACAUCACGACAAUCGUCACAAACACCUUCGGACCUCUUCUUCUGGAAGGAAUAGGCAUGGAGAAGAGCUUGACUUCGCUGCUCAAUAUGCCAUUUGGCGCCCUACAGGUCAUAGUCAUCAUGCCCUCGGCGUAUCUCGCUCACCGCCUCAAGAUCAAGUCUGCACCGUUGGCAGCCCUCAUGUUGCCUGUCCUGGCCGGCAUUCUGAUGCUGUACCUGCUACCUCGCGACCGCACGGCGUCUCUGUUGGCGGCCUAUUAUUUACUAGCCUUCGGAUUCGCCGGUAACCCCAUCAUUGUGUCUUGGAUGGUGUCCAACACAGCUGGUACCACCAAGAAGUCGGUCGUCAUGUCGAUCUUCAACGCCGGUUCCUCGGCCGGUAACAUAAUCGGACCCCUCCUAUUCUCCACCGCGGACGCCCCCGAGUAUAAGCCUGGGCUACGUAAGACAAUGGGCACCACCUGCGCUCUGGUUGGCAUUGUCGGCUUACUUACCGUCAACCUUUGGGUCCUCAACAGGUUCCAGGAACAUAGAAGAGAGCAGAACGGGAAGCCCAGAAAAUUGCGUGAUCUCAGCAUGGAGAACCGCUACACGAGUGAGAGGCAGGAGACGGAGGACGGCGUACAGCUCGGCACCAAUGCGUUCAAGGACCUGACUGAUCGCGAGAAUGACGAGUUUGUGUAUAUAUACUAG